Molecule: messenger RNA, 5571 nt
Organism: Oncorhynchus keta (chum salmon)
Lineage: Eukaryota; Metazoa; Chordata; Actinopteri; Salmoniformes; Salmonidae
Gene: scg3
Product: secretogranin III
Exons: 13
Coding region: 513-2048 (511 amino acids)
Biological process (GO): protein localization to secretory granule
Cellular component (GO): secretory granule membrane
Source: RefSeq, a predicted model, not a curated record
AAAGCUAAGGCGUCCAGGACAGGACGCACGAUCAGGGGCGGACAUUCGUUUUGUUCUCCUCCUUCACGGUUUGGUCCGACCGAGAGAGAGAGAUCGUGUUAUUUCGGGUAGCUACUAUCGGCAUACGGCAGGUGAGUUCACGACAGCUCACACGGAGUUUAUAGACUACGAGCCUGGCAGUGUGUCUAUCUCUAGUUAAAUAUAGCGAGUGUCCUGGUUUCAGCACUGCAGGUCGUUAACAGCUCCAACAACACCAGAGGAGAGCGGAGAUUUGAAGAGCCCCUCCCCGCCCAAGUAACAACCAGAGCGGGUAGAGUCCAAGCGCAGCCCUGUUGUCAGUUUCAGCACCACCAGCAAGGAAGAGCAGAGCUGUCCAAACAUCCAGCAGUUUGUGACCGCUAUCGUCGGUUGGAUCAUCCACACAACACAACACCCCCAAGACAGCUAUAACCGGGAGUAAUCUAGCGAAAAAUAGCCUACAGCCACCGAUUGAGUGGAUAUUUUAUUUCAGAAUGGCGUCCAAAGGAAUGGGAGUUCUCCUUCUGCUCGGGAUUUUUGCUGUGACUGUCUCCCAGAUUUCUGCUUUUCCCACACCUGCCGAGGAUGAUAAAGCUGUAGUUUACAACAGACGACUGACUGAGGAGAGACCAAUCCAGGAGCAGAUUGCAGAGGCAGAUGAUGUGAAAGCAGCAGUGGAGUCUGCAGACACCAAACCUGCUGUGGAGCCUAAAGAGGUGAAAGAGGCAGAACCAGAACAAGAGAACGAUGACUUCACUCUGCUCAAGUCCCUGGCCGAAGGUCAAAGGUCAAAAGAGACCAAUGAGACGCCGGUCAGAGAGAGCCUGGAGAAGGAGCCUUACUUUCCAGACGAAUCAGAUUCCACCAAGAACCGCCGGCUAGUCGAAGACUAUGACUCAACAAAGAUGGAAAACGGCAAGUACCAAGAUGACCCAGAGAGCUUCAGGCAGGUGGAUGGUACCCCUCUAACGGCUGAAGACAUCGUCCAGAAGAUCGCUACUAAGAUAUACGAGGAGGACGACAGAGGUGUAUUUGACAGGAUCGUCUCCAAGCUGCUCAGACUGGGCCUGAUAACAGACAGCCAGGCAGACAGUCUGGAGUACGAGGUAGCCGAGGCUCUUCAGGACCUCAUCACUAAGAACGCAAAGAACAAUGAGAUCGAGGACCUGGGAGAGGACUAUCCCGUGACCCGGGGUGACCAGGAUGACCAGAAUCCCGACGCUAGCAUGGAUGUUACUGGUUCCCCCAACCGUCGGUACGAUGAAGAAGAUGAUGAUGAAGAUCAGGCGGCCAUUGAUGACGACGUGGACAGAGGAGAGGGGGAUGACACAGUGGAUAACACCUGGGAUAGAGAGAGUGAGGGAGAAGGGGAGGAGGAGAGGAGUGAGGGAGAGAGAGAUGAGGGAAACGAGUUGAGCCCAGAGGAUGGUCUUCAGGACCUUCAGUACUUCCCCAACUUCUACCGUCUGCUAAAGAGUCUAGACUCAGAGCAAGACGCCCAGGAGAGAGAGACUCUGAUCACUAUCAUGAAGACUCUGAUUGACUUUGUCAAGAUGAUGGUGAAAUAUGGAACCAUCACACCUGAAGAGGGAGUCUCCUACCUUGAGAACCUGGAUGCUAUGAUUCAGUGGGGAUCCCUGGCAUCAUCCCUCAUACAGAUAAAUAUCACCCAGUCAGUGGGGAUCCCUGGCAUCAUCCCUCCUACAGGGAAGACCCCAGAGGACGAUGACAACACCAAGGCAGAGGCGGCCAAGAUGCAGAAGGAGUAUGAGAACCUGAAAGACUCAACCAAGGAAGAAGCGCCGUCCACUGAGACCAGAGAUCACCCAGGCAAGUCUGAGAUCUACUUGGAAGCCAUCAGGAAGAACAUUGAGUGGCUGAAGAAACACAACAAAGACGAGGGCAAAGACGAUUACGACCUGUCCAAAUUGAGGGACUUCAUGGACCAACAAGUGGACUCCUACAUUGACAAGGGCAUCAUCGAGAAGGGUGAGGGAGAGACCAUCAAGAGGAUUUACGGCAGCCUGUAACCUUCAACCAACCUUAAAAUAACCAACAACCAACCUUCAAACACCUACAACCAACCUUCAAACACCUACGACCAACCUUCAAAAAACCCACUGGAAAUGUAUGACGAUUGAUAAACCUAUGAAUAGGGCCUAGAGUUGUUCCUGUUCUGGAAACAUGGUUUGGAAAAACUCCUGGCUUUACGACUCACUCACAAUGAGCAGAAUCCAAACUUGACAUGAUGAUCCCUGAAAGUAACUGACUGAUUUUGGUGUGAAUUCUUACCUUGAUGUCAGUGGGAGUUUGGUGUGAAAGUUUGAGUAAAGCGAGUGGAUUUCAAGUUAGGAUUCGGCCUCUAUGAGAUGAAAGGUAUGACCUUUAUGUAUUAAAAAUAAACAAUUUAGGCAAAAACAUAUUGUAUUUGACAUUUCCAGAAAGCUGGAAUGCAAUAAUGGUAAUAUUAUCACUGAAAGUAUAUAUUUAACUAUACUGUUAGAAAACAAUCAGCAACAGUCCGAUGUCACUGAAUGGCACUGACUCGAUUGGGAAAUUCAAUAGUCAGAUGUCACUGAAUGGCACUGACUCGAUUGGGAAAUUCAAUAGUCCGAUGUCACUGAAUGGCACUGACUCGAUUGGGAAAUUCAAUAGUCCGAUGUCACUGAAUGGCACUGACUCGAUUGGGAAAUUCAAUAGUCAGAUGUCACUGAAUGGCACUGACUCGAUUGGGAAAUUCAAUAGUCAGAUGUCACUGAAUGGCACUGACUCGAUUGGGAAAUUCAAUAGUCCGAUGUCACUGAAUGGCACUGACUCGAUUGGGAAAUUCAAUAGUCAGAUGUCACUGAAUGGCACUGACUCGAUUGGGAAGGGGAAAUUCAAUAGUCCGAUGUCACUGAAUGGCACUGACUCGAUUGGGAAAUUCAAUAGUCCGAUGUCACUGAAUGGCACUGACUCGAUUGGGAAAUUCAAUAGUCCGAUGUCACUGAAUGGCACUGACUCGAUUGGGAAAUUCAAUAGUCAGAUGUCACUGAAUGGCACUGACUCGAUUGGGAAAUUCAAUAGUCAGAUGUCACUGAAUGGCACUGACUCGAUUGGGAAAUUCAAUAGUCCGAUGUCACUGAAUGGCACUGACUCGAUUGGGAAAUUCAAUAGUCAGAUGUCACUGAAUGGCACUGACUCGAUUGGGAAAUUCAAUAGUCAGAUGUCACUGAAUGGCACUGACUCGAUUGGGAAAUUCAAUAGUCAGAUGUCACUGAAUGGCACUGACUCGAUUGGGAAGGGGAAAUUCAAUAGUCCGAUGUCACUGAAUGGCACUGACUCGAUUGGGAAAUUCAAUAGUCCGAUGUCACUGAAUGGCACUGACUCGAUUGGGAAAUUCAAUAGUCAGAUGUCACUGAAUGGCACUGACUCGAUUGGGAAAUUCAAUAGUCAGAUGUCACUGAAUGGCACUGACUCGAUUGGGAAAUUCAAUAGUCAGAUGUCACUGAAUGGCACUGACUCGAUUGGGAAAUUCAAUAGUCAGAUGUUACUGAAUGGCACUGACUCGAUUGGGAAAUUCAAUAGUCCGAUGUCACUGAAUGGCACUGACUCGAUUGGGAAAUUCAAUAGUCAGAUGUCACUGAAUGGCACUGACUCGAUUGGGAAAUUCAAUAGUCAGAUGUCACUGAAUGGCACUGACUCGAUUGGGAAAUUCAAUAGUCAGAUGUCACUGAAUGGCACUGACUCGAUUGGGAAAUUCAAUAGUCAGAUGUCACUGAAUGGCACUGACUCGAUUGGGAAGGGGAAAUGCAAUAGUCCGAUGUCACUGAAUGGCACUGACUCGAUUGGGAAAUUCAAUAGUCAGAUGUCACUGAAUGGCACUGACUCGAUUGGGAAAUUCAAUAGUCAGAUGUCACUGAAUGGCACUGACUCGAUUGGGAAGGGGAAAUUCAAUAGUCCGAUGUCACUGAAUGGCACUGACUCGAUUGGGAAAUUCAAUAGUCCGAUGUCACUGAAUGGCACUGACUCGAUUGGGAAAUUCAAUAGUCAGAUGUCACUGAAUGGCACUGACUCGAUUGGGAAAUUCAAUAGUCCGAUGUCACUGAAUGGCACUGACUCGAUUGGGAAAUUCAAUAGUCAGAUGUCACUGAAUGGCACUGACUCGAUUGGGAAAUUCAAUAGUCAGAUGUCACUGAAUGGCACUGACUCGAUUGGGAAAUUCAAUAGUCAGAUGUUACUGAAUGGCACUGACUCGAUUGGGAAAUUCAAUCGUCCGAUGUCACUGAAUGGCACUGACUCGAUUGGGAAAUUCAAUAGUCAGAUGUCACUGAAUGGCACUGACUCGAUUGGGAAAUUCAAUAGUCAGAUGUCACUGAAUGGCACUGACUCGAUUGGGAAAUUCAAUAGUCAGAUGUUACUGAAUGGCACUGACUCGAUUGGGAAAUUCAAUAGUCAGAUGUCACUGAAUGGCACUGACUCGAUUGGGAAAUUCAAUAGUCAGAUGUCACUGAAUGGCACUGACUCGAUUGGGAAAUUCAAUAGUCAGAUGUCACUGAAUGGCACUGACUCGAUUGGGAAAUUCAAUAGUCAGAUGUCACUGAAUGGCACUGACUCGAUUGGGAAAUUCAAUAGUCAGAUGUCACUGAAUGGCACUGACUCGAUUGGGAAAUUCAAUAGUUAUUCUGUCAAAUCAACUGACUGACUGAUCUUCUUACUAGAUGACAGCUUUGACUACCUUGAGGAGUGAAAUGUUGACCUACUGAGAGUGAAUGAGUGUUCAACCAUCCCAAUGGACACACACUGGUUGACUCAACGUUGUUUCCACGUCAUUACGUUGAACCAAUUUGGAAUAGACGUUGAAUUGAUGUCUGUGCCUAGUGGAAAGGUUGUGUCCCAAAAUGUAGUGCAUUAUUUUUGACUAGGCCCCAUAGGGCUCUGGUUAACAAUAGUGCACUAUAUAGGAAGUAGGGUGCCAUUUGGCACAGAGAUAGGUCUGAUAGUAGAGUUCCAACUGUAGCUUUCUCAUCAAUUGCAGGUAAUAUGUAUGUCUUUGCAAUAGACUUUUGCAACAAGUACACAUAUAUCUAAAUGUAUUCAUUCUAUGUAAUCUGUCCUAUCAUAUUCUAAUUCUUAUUUUUUCAAUCCAGCAUCAAUGUAAAAUCUAUUGUAUUAAGGCUUUUAACUCAACCAAAAACAGUUGUGUUGUUCAGUAUCAUUUCAGCCCUGUAUGUCCAUCCUCUCCUCUUCGUUCUGGGGUAAUUCCUUUGGGGCCCUCCAGGGGGCCCUGUUUGUGUCAUUUCCCUCUAUCUGAUUUCUGCAAAAUGGGUAGUAGUGGGAAGUUGCCUCUAGAUGCUGAUCGUGGAUCAGUUGUAUAUUUUCCCCACUAAUGGUAAAGGUUAGGAUUGUGGGAGGACAAGCUGAUCCUAGAUCUGUCCCCAGCUUCAAUAUGUCUCAGUAUAUUUAACAUGUAUACUACCACUCUAGAGACACAAAAUUAAGUAUUUUUAAAUGUAAAUAUUUGUGAUGUUUUUUCCAAAAAUGUAAAAGCAAUUAAAACAUUGCCUUUCUUAA